Centropristis striata (black sea bass) is the source of this 2742-nucleotide messenger RNA. RefSeq names its product kinesin-associated protein 3-like. NCBI's taxonomy places the organism in Eukaryota, Metazoa, Chordata, Actinopteri, Perciformes, Serranidae. Gene Ontology annotation, molecular function: kinesin binding. Gene Ontology annotation, biological process: cilium organization; microtubule-based movement. The transcript is spliced from 19 exons. The record is from RefSeq and is a predicted model, not a curated record. The coding region runs from base 96 to 2294 and encodes 732 amino acids. Gene Ontology annotation, cellular component: ciliary transition zone; axoneme; kinesin II complex.
UCACUGCGGGCAGCCUAGACGUCCAUCCCACAGAGAAGGCCCUGGUGGUCCACUAUGAGGUGGAAGCAUCUAUACUGGGAGAAGGUGGAGGUCAGAUGCUGGGGGAACGAAAGGAGGGACAAAAAAUUAUCAGAGUGAAAAGUCUUUCUCCCAGUACAGAUGUGGGAGCUCUGGCCAAGAAAGUGGUGGAGGAGUGUAAACUCAUCCCUUCCUCCCGUCUGCCCCAGGUGGAGCAGCUCCUCUACUACCUGCAGAACAGGAAGUCAUCCCCUGUGGAGGGCAAAACAGUGGAGAAGAAAGAGAAAAGAACAGUGAAACCCAGAGAGCUGACACCGUUUGAAGGAAUGGAGUUAAAUGAGGAGGCCAGUAUCACCAGAGUGGAUGAGUAUAUAGAGCUGCUCUAUGAAGGAAUCCCAGAGAAGAUCAGAGGUUCUGCUCUCCUCCUGCAGCUGGCCCGCAACCCUGAUAACCUGGAGGAGCUGCUGCACAACGAGGCAGCUCUAGGUGCUCUGGCCAGAGUUCUGAGGGAGGACUGGAAACAGAGUGUAGAGCUGGCUACCAUCAUCAUUUACAUCUUCUUCUGCUUCUCCAGUUUCUCCCAGUUUCAUGGAGUUGUGAGUCAUUAUAAAAUCGGAGCGUUGUGUAUGAGCGUGGUGGAACACGAGCUGAAGAGACACGAUGUGUGGCGUGAGGAGCUACGCAAAAAGAACAAAGCCUGUGAGUCAGCUCCAGAGAACGGCUCCCUCAGGAGAGACCAGGACAAAGCUGUGAGGAAAUACCACGGCCUGCUGUCCAAACAGGAGCAGCUGCUCAGAGUGUCUCUUUACCUCCUGUUGAACCUGGCUGAGGACACGAGGACGGAGCUGAAGAUGCGUAACAAAAACAUUGUGGGUCUGCUGGUCAAAGUUCUUGAGCGGGACGAUGAGGAGCUGCUGGUCCUGGUGGUUUCAUUCCUGAAGAAACUCUCCAUCUUCCUGGAGAACAAGAACGAUAUGGCUGAAGUGGAUACUGUAGAGCGGCUGGCUCGUCUGGUUCCUUGUGACCAUGAAGACCUCCUGAACCUGACGCUGCGUCUGCUGCUCAACCUCUCCUUCGACUCUGGACUCAGAGCCAAGAUGGUGGAAGUGGGACUGUUACCUAAAUUGUCUGCCUUACUGGGUGAUGAGAACAAUCGUCAGGUCGCCAUGCGGAUCCUGUACCACAUCAGCAUCGAUGACCGCUUUAAGGGCAUGUUUGUUUACACUGACUGCAUACCUCAGCUGAUGCAGAUGCUGUAUGAGCACAGUGAAGAGGAAGCUGAGCUCAUCUCCAUCUGCGUCAACCUGGCCGCUAACAAGAGGAACGCUCAGCUCAUGUGUGAAGGAAACGGGUUGAAGAUGCUGAUGAAGAGAGCUCUGAAGAUGAAAGACUGCCUUCUAAUGAAAAUGAUCAGAAACAUCUCACAACAUGACGGACCAACCAAGCCAGUGUUCAUAGACUACGUUGGUGACCUGGCAGCAGAGAUCCGUGCUGAGGAAGAGGAGGAGUGGGUUCUGGAGUGUCUGGGAACGCUGGCCAACCUCACCAUCCCUGAUCUGGACUGGGAGCUGGUGCUGAAGGAGUACAACCUGGUACCCUACCUUAAAGACAGACUGAAACCAGGCUCAGCAGAGGACGACCUCAUCCUGGAGGUGGUGAUAAUGAUCGGAACAGUUUCCAUUGAUGACGCGUGUGCCGCCAUGUUGGCCAAAUCUGGCAUCAUUCCUGCUCUCAUCGAGCUGCUGAAUGCCCAACAAGAGGACGAUGAGUUUGUGUGUCAGAUCGUUUACGUCUUCUAUCAGAUGGUGUUUCACCAGGCGACACGAGACGUCAUCAUCAAAGACACUCAAGCUCCAGCCUACCUGAUAGAUCUGAUGCAUGACAAGAAUGCUGAGAUCAGAAAAGUGUGUGACAACACCCUGGAUAUUAUUGCUGAGUAUGAUGAGGAGUGGGGCAGGAAGAUUCAGUCUGAGAAGUUCAGGUUCCAUAACAACCAGUGGCUGGAGAUGGUGGAGAGUCGACAAGCUGAUGAGUCUGAACCGUAUCUCUACGAUAACGACAACGACAGGACCGAUCUGUUCUAUAGCGCAGAUGGAAUAACUCCAGCAGAUGGUUCAGUCAGUCCAGAUUUCUUCAAUGACCUCCAGCCUCAGAAUGGAGACUUGUACCAUACAGGAGACGGGAACGUCUUUGACCAGACCAGCUCGUCUCCUGGAAGACCAGCGACCGCCUACGGCUUCAGACCUGAUGAACAACCCUUCUACCAGUACUCAUAGACACUCAUAGACACUCAUAGACACUCAUAGACACUCAUAGACACUCAUAGACACUCAUAGACUCACACACUCCAUCCCUCCUUCAUCCACUGGUAGAUAGAAGUUUCACUGCUAGAACCCAUCAUGACUGAAGUAUAGUUAGAAAGACAUUAAUCAUAAACACUGAUGAAGAUUGACUCAGAACCACUACAGACUUGAAACUAUUUAUUAAAUAAACUGUAGUUCCAUGCUGUCACAUUUCAUUACCAAGUUCAUUCAUUCACCAUUAGGACUGUUCUGAAUACUAAGUUUCAUUCAUAACAUUGACAUAUGAAUGCUAAAUCAACAUUGGAAUCAUGCGCAGCUUUUUUCUAAGGUCCAUUUAUUCAAUUUAAGCUCUGUAUUUCUGCACAGCUGCAGAUAAUAUAGCUUCAAAUGUUACAUUUCAUACAGUCAUAUUCACCAUUAU